AUGCGACAAACUGUAGCAGUCCACGCUGCUACUGCUCAGGUUUCCCCACCACCACAUGCUCCAGCCUCAUCUGUGCAAACCACCACCAAACCCUACUCAGGAAACCUACCGAAGUGCAACAAAUGUAAUUACCAUCAUCAUGGAGAAUGCAAAGAUAUGCAGUGUGCUAACUGCAACUGUAAGGGCCAUACCGCCCGAUACUGUAGAUCUCCACCUCAACCAAACCAGUGUCACAACAACAACAACAACAACAACAAUAAAAAUAACAGCAACGCAGAGGAGAGUCACACUUGUUACGGAUGUGGGGGAACAGACCCUUAUAGACGAAACUGCCCCAAAGCCAAUGCCCAAGGUGCUGGAGGAUCGGGCAGAGUCCUCGCAAUAGGACAAGGUGAAGCGGUUUAG
This is a messenger RNA of Lactuca sativa (garden lettuce), 405 nucleotides long. NCBI's taxonomy places the organism in Eukaryota, Viridiplantae, Streptophyta, Magnoliopsida, Asterales, Asteraceae. The record is from RefSeq and is a predicted model, not a curated record.